Messenger RNA from Triticum aestivum (bread wheat), 3159 nucleotides. Its product is annotated as soluble starch synthase 2-3, chloroplastic/amyloplastic. The transcript has 8 exons. The record is from RefSeq and is a predicted model, not a curated record. Gene Ontology annotation, molecular function: alpha-1,4-glucan glucosyltransferase (UDP-glucose donor) activity. Lineage: Eukaryota; Viridiplantae; Streptophyta; Magnoliopsida; Poales; Poaceae. Bases 422 to 2821 code for a protein of 799 amino acids.
UUCGCCGCAAGCCCCGUUCCGUCCUCAGUCUUCACGUGGAUUCUGCAACCUCCUUCCAGCAGCUUGUCACCACGGACGCUUCCUCGUGCGCUGCUCGCGUGGCACCGGCCCCGCUUUCCAGCGUGCUCCGCGCGGGCCGCGGCCGCAAAUCGCAGACCCAACACGCCACCCGCCAGGGGGCCGUUCGUACGUACCCGCCCCUCGUGUAAAGCCGCCGCCGUCGUCGCCGUCCCCCGCUCGCGGCCAUUUCCCCGGCCUGACCCCGUGCGUUUACCCCACAGAGCACACUCCAGUCCAGUCCAGCCCACUGCCGCCGCGCUACUCCCCACUCCCGCUGCCACCACCUCCGCCUGCGCCGCGCUCUGGGCGGAGGACCAACCCGCGCAUCGUACCAUCGCCCGCCCCGAUCCCGGCCGCCGCCAUGUCGUCGGCGGUCGCGUCCGCCGCGUCCUUCCUCGCGCUCGCCUCCGCCUCCCCCGGGAGAUCACGCAGGCGGGCGAGGGUGAGCGCGCCGCCACCCCACGCCGGGGCCGGCAGGCUGCACUGGCCGCCGUGGCCGCCGCAGCGCACGGCUCGCGACGGAGGUGUGGCCGCGCGCGCCGCCGGGAAGAAGGACGCGAGGGUCGACGACGACGCCGCGUCCGCGAGGCAGCCCCGCGCACGCCGCGGUGGCGCCGCCACCAAGGUCGCGGAGCGGAGGGAUCCCGUCAAGACGCUCGAUCGCGACGCCGCGGAAGGUGGCGCGCCGGCACCGCCGGCACCGAGGCAGGACGCCGCCCGUCCACCGAGUAUGAACGGCACGCCGGUGAACGGUGAGAACAAAUCUACCGGCGGCGGCGGCGCGACCAAAGACAGCGGGCUGCCCGCACCCGCACGCGCGCCCCAUCCGUCGACCCAGAACAGAGUACCAGUGAACGGUGAAAACAAAGCUAACGUCGCCUCGCCGCCGACGAGCAUAGCCGAGGUCGUGGCUCCGGAUUCCGCAGCUACCAUUUCCAUCAGUGACAAGGCGCCGGAGUCCGUUGUCCCAGCCGAGAAGCCGCCGCCGUCGUCCGGCUCAAAUUUCGUGGUCUCGGCUUCUGCUCCCAGGCUGGACAUUGACAGCGAUGUUGAACCUGAACUGAAGAAGGGUGCGGUCAUCGUCGAAGAAGCUCCAAACCCAAAGGCUCUUUCGCCGCCUGCAGCCCCCGCUGUACAAGAAGACCUUUGGGACUUCAAGAAAUACAUUGGCUUCGAGGAGCCCGUGGAGGCCAAGGAUGAUGGCUGGGCUGUUGCAGAUGAUGCGGGCUCCUUUGAACAUCACCAGAACCAUGAUUCCGGACCUUUGGCAGGGGAGAACGUCAUGAACGUGGUCGUCGUGGCUGCUGAAUGUUCUCCCUGGUGCAAAACAGGUGGUCUUGGAGAUGUUGCGGGUGCUCUGCCCAAGGCUUUGGCAAAGAGAGGACAUCGUGUUAUGGUUGUGGUACCAAGGUAUGGGGACUAUGAGGAAGCCUACGAUGUCGGAGUCCGAAAAUACUACAAGGCUGCUGGACAGGAUAUGGAAGUGAAUUAUUUCCAUGCUUAUAUCGAUGGAGUUGAUUUUGUGUUCAUUGACGCUCCUAUCUUCCGACACCGUCAGGAAGACAUUUAUGGGGGCAGCAGACAGGAAAUUAUGAAGCGCAUGAUUUUGUUCUGCAAGGCCGCUGUCGAGGUUCCUUGGCACGUUCCAUGCGGCGGUGUCCCUUAUGGGGAUGGAAAUCUGGUGUUUAUUGCAAAUGAUUGGCACACGGCACUCCUGCCUGUCUAUCUGAAAGCAUAUUACAGGGACCAUGGUUUGAUGCAGUACACUCGGUCCAUUAUGGUGAUACAUAACAUCGCGCACCAGGGCCGUGGCCCAGUAGAUGAAUUCCCGUUCACCGAGUUGCCUGAGCACUACCUGGAACACUUCAGACUGUACGACCCCGUGGGUGGUGAGCACGCCAACUACUUCGCCGCCGGCCUGAAGAUGGCGGACCAGGUUGUCGUGGUGAGCCCCGGGUACCUGUGGGAGCUCAAGACGGUGGAGGGCGGCUGGGGGCUUCACGACAUCAUACGGCAGAACGACUGGAAGACCCGCGGCAUCGUCAACGGCAUCGACAACAUGGAGUGGAACCCCGAGGUGGACGUCCACCUCCAGUCGGACGGCUACACCAACUUCUCCCUGAGCACGCUGGACUCCGGCAAGCGGCAGUGCAAGGAGGCCCUGCAGCGCGAGCUGGGCCUGCAGGUCCGCGCCGACGUGCCGCUGCUCGGCUUCAUCGGCCGCCUGGACGGGCAGAAGGGCGUGGAGAUCAUCGCGGACGCCAUGCCCUGGAUCGUGAGCCAGGACGUGCAGCUGGUCAUGCUGGGCACCGGCCGCCACGACCUGGAGAGCAUGCUGCGGCACUUCGAGCGGGAGCACCACGACAAGGUGCGCGGGUGGGUGGGGUUCUCCGUGCGCCUGGCGCACCGGAUCACGGCGGGCGCCGACGCGCUCCUCAUGCCCUCCCGGUUCGAGCCGUGCGGGCUGAACCAGCUCUACGCCAUGGCCUACGGCACCGUCCCCGUCGUGCACGCCGUCGGCGGGCUGAGGGACACCGUGCCGCCGUUCGACCCCUUCAACCACUCCGGCCUCGGGUGGACGUUCGACCGCGCCGAGGCGCACAAGCUGAUCGAGGCGCUCGGGCACUGCCUCCGCACCUACCGGGACUACAAGGAGAGCUGGAGGGGCCUCCAGGAGCGCGGCAUGUCGCAGGACUUCAGCUGGGAGCAUGCCGCCAAGCUCUACGAGGACGUCCUCCUCAAGGCCAAGUACCAGUGGUGAACGCUAGCUGCUAGCCGCUCCAGCCCCGCAUGCGUGCAUGCAUGAGAGGGUGGAACUGCGCAUUGCGCCCGCAGGAACGUGCCAUCCUUCUCGAUGGGAGCGCCGGCAUCCGCGAGGUGCAGUGACAUGAGAGGUGUGUGUGGUUGAGACGCUGAUUCCGAUCUCGAUCUGGUCCGUAGCAGAGUAGAGCGGACGUAGGGAAGCGCUCCUUGUUGCAGGUAUAUGGGAAUGUUGUCAACUUGGUAUUGUAGUUUGCUAUGUUGUAUGCGUUAUUACAAUGUUGUUACUUAUUCUUGUUAAGUCGGAGGCAAAGGGCGAAAGCUAGCUCACAUGUCACA